Messenger RNA from Lotus japonicus, 2369 nucleotides. RefSeq lists its product as uncharacterized. The record is from RefSeq and is a predicted model, not a curated record. Lineage: Eukaryota; Viridiplantae; Streptophyta; Magnoliopsida; Fabales; Fabaceae. Bases 368 to 2074 code for a protein of 568 amino acids. The transcript has 3 exons.
AAUGUCUCAUUUACAGCCUGGAUUUAAUUCCCCAUUAGAGAGUCUUCUCAACUUCCCCACUCCCCUCUCUGCUCUGUUCUCUUCUGCAAUUCAAAAUUUCUCAUGGCCAACUUUAAUGUCAAAGAAGUUAUUCAUACACAGAAAGUUGAUGAAUUUGGCUAAAAAAUCACAACCCCACUUCGAGUUCACUCCAAAAAUUUGAUCUUUUUAAGGUUACAAGUCAAGAAUUUGAACUGGGUUUUACACCAGUAGUGAUGAGUUUGGUUGAAAAAUCUCUACCCCACUUCGAGUUUGCUCCAAAAAUUUGAUCUUUUUGUGGUUUCAAGUCAGGAAUUUGAACGGGGUUUGCAAUUUGCACCAGUAGUGUAUGGAGUCUGUGCUACCAUUUGUGGUGUAUAUAAGCUCUGACGAAGAAGAAGAAGAAGAAGGAGGAGGAAAACGGCGGCGUUUGGAAGAGAAGGUGGUGGAUAUGAGCAGCACUGACUAUGAAUGGAUGAAGGGGAUAAAGGGGUUUCUGGAAAUGGGCCAUGAAGAACAAGGCGAGGUUGCUUUGUUGGGAAAAGCAGAACAUGAGUCAAAGAUUUUGAAAGAAGGUGGUGAUGGUGAUGAUGAUGAUGAUUGUGUGAUUCUUGAGGGUGACCCGGAGAAGCUUGCUACCUCGGUGAAUGACUCGGCAACUGGGUCAGACUCGGAUGAGUUGUUUGUUGUUGGGGAGAAGGGUCAGAUUGCCUGCAGAGACUACCCUCAUCCCCGGCAUCUUUGUGGCAAUUUUCCCUAUUCUUCCACCCCUCACCAGAGACAUUGUAGCCAGUGCCAUUGUUAUGUUUGUGACGCCCCAGCACCAUGUCCGAAAUGGGGCACAGGUCUUUCUAGUGCAGAUCAUUGUCAUGCAACAGAUAAAUCUGAGAUGUGGAAAAUUCUGAGGCAUAGUUCCAAAUUGCGCAAGUCUGCUUCCUUAGCAGAUCCAACCACAUUGGGCAAGGCUGCUUCCUUAGCAGCUCCAACCAAAUUGGGCAAGGCUGCUUCCUUAGCAGCUCCAACCAAUUGUGGUAGUCUUGGUGAUGUUGUGAAUUUCCAACAUAACUACACUAUGCCCCUUGAUAUCAUACUGUCUCCAAAUUCCAUGUUUUUGAAUCAGCCAUCUAGGCCACCUCCAAUACAGACACACUCCUUAGAAAAUAGCAUACCUCAAGAUCGAGCCUCUCAGCAAGUUCUACUGAAUCCCAGCUUAAUACAUCCCAGCUCACUGAAUCAGCUUUCCAAACUAAAUACUGUACCUUUAUGCUCCACAGCCUUCAACUUUACAACAUCGAAUGGUGCAAACCAUGGUAGAUAUCAAGAGUUAGAAUCGACUAUGGUGAGAAACAUAUACCAGUCUCAUUCUGAUCCAAGGGAGUUGCUAGGUGUAAGUAAUCAUGCCAUCCAAAGAGAGACAGGACUGGAAGCUUGGAGUUUAAGGCCUCCUUCUUCUCAUGUGAUGUCCAAUGGAGUAAGUAACCUUGGUUUUGGGAACAACUUGACAAUGAACCAGUCUACUCAAGGUGCAUCCGGCUUCACCAAUUAUGUCAAUCCAGCGCCGCAAUAUGACAGAUAUCAUGCUGCAACAGGAUUUUCAAAUAGCAGAACCUGUUUCGAACCAGCUUAUGAACCCCGAUCAUAUUACCAAUCAAAUGAUAGCCAGAAUUUCGAUGGAAAUUGUAUUCAGGGUAAUGCAGCUCCUCCUUCGAGUUAUAUGGCUCACCUGAAUAGAAAUCAGCAUUUAUAUGAGCCUCAAGUUGGAACUCAAAGUAAACUUGCAGGAAAUAUUCUUGAAUAUGGAGCUACAAGGCAAGAUGGUUACCAGUUGAGACCUCAUGAUGAGAUUCAAAGUGAAUAUUCAAGAAUGGCAGGUCUUACAGCCUUCGAUUCAAGUUGGAUUGAGAAUACCAGUAACAACCUUUCUGGUCUUCAAAGCUCAGGAUCUAUGAGUAUACCAAUCUCACCCUUUGUAGAGGAGUCUAGUGCCCAGUUUCAGGGAAGCACUACUAAUCUCUCAAUGGGUGAUAUCAAACACUGGCCUUUUGAUGGAAACUAAGUACCACUUGAAGUGGAUGAUGUUGAUGCUUGGGCAUUACUGACUUUUACUUUUUUUUUUCUCAACAGUUUUAGUGACUUUUUAGCUCAGCACCUGCAUUAGACUCAUAACUCAGAUAUAAUUAGAGUAAGUGUUCAUAUUUCUAAUCAGCGCACAUUCCAAGACAGUUCGAAUGUAAUUUUGGUCAAUUCAUGUCUCUUAUGUCAUUGGAGUGAAUGUAUCCGUGACUAACUUGAACGUAUAUAGUAUAUACAAUCAAACACUAAACUGUCGGAUCUUCGAGCUUAGACACAAA